This is a messenger RNA of Cottoperca gobio, 4988 nucleotides long. It is a transcript of the gene nr2f6b, whose product is annotated as nuclear receptor subfamily 2, group F, member 6b. The record is from RefSeq and is a predicted model, not a curated record. The coding region runs from base 1585 to 2805 and encodes 406 amino acids. The transcript has 5 exons. Gene Ontology annotation, molecular function: sequence-specific DNA binding; DNA-binding transcription factor activity; zinc ion binding. Gene Ontology annotation, biological process: regulation of DNA-templated transcription. Lineage: Eukaryota; Metazoa; Chordata; Actinopteri; Perciformes; Bovichtidae.
GUGAGGCAGAGACACAGAGAGGGGAUUGAGAGGAGCAGCAGAGGAAGCUAUCUCUGAGCUGCUCUCCACUGCAGCGUCUGGCUUUCACUAAAAGGUCUAUGACCGUGUUUUUCCUGCGCUUGUUUGCCUAAUUUAUUCCUGCCGGGGCCAGCAGAGAGAGAGGCGGAGAAGAAGAAAAAAGAAAAAGGACGGGCAGAACAGUAAAGAGUGCAACAUUACACCCCGACUUGCUGACAGGGAACGCAGAGAGGUUCUGGCCUCUGGUUGUUACUGCUGGAUGGACAAGCACUGACAAAACAGGAGACAACACUUUGUGCAGCUUUGAGAGGAGGAGAUUUCUCAACUCUGCUUUUUGUUUUGGCUCGGUUUCUUUUCUGUGACAUUCGAGCCUCUCACGCCACAGACUCUAAAGAGUUGGAGGAGCCACAAGAAAACAUAAUUUCACCACAAAGACAGAAGAGGAGGACUUAUUUGACUCGCUUUGUUGCUGCAGAGACCACAAAGACAUUAUUCCAGGAGUGAAAGUGGUGUAUUGUCGUUGUCACCACUUUUUAUUUUAAUGACAAGUGUGGAAUUAGUUUGCAGCUGGAUCUUUUUGGCUAUGUGUUGGGCACACUAAACCAAAAUACUUAUUGUAUAUGAAAGCUGAAGUUGCUCUGUGGAAAAGAAACACAAUCCAAUUCCAAAAACUCUCCAUAAGUCUUUUUUUCUUCUUCUUUUGGGAUAUAUGACUGAGCAUUUCCAAAGCAAAAUAUUGUCAUAUUUUUCCUCUUCAUCACUAUCACCUCUGCUUCUAUAACAGCCCAGACAAGUCAAGAGUGAGUCUGGACUAGAACUGCCUCAGAUCAGCAGAUAACACCUCUGCACGGCAGGAACUGGUUGGACUAGUUUAUAAGUUGGAGGAGAGGGCAGGGCAGUUCAACCCAGCCUGAAAGAAAGCUGUGUUUUAUUUUCCUCCCACUUGCUUGUCCUUUAGGGAGAAAGUCGAGCACUGAGAAAGGGGCUUCUUUUUCAUUUGGAGAGUAAGUCUUGUUUUGUCCCUUGUCCCUAUACUUAGGGAUAGGUGAGGUGUUUUUCUUUUUACUUCUUCCAGGGGGGAGACUUAGAGAAAAAGUGUGAGGGAGGGAGAAAGAGAGAAGUCAAAGUGUAAUUUAUUGUUUCCAGUGAAAAGAGCAAGGCUGCACCCUUUUCCCCUGCUUGAACUCUGAACCACUCAAUGUGUGUCUGAAGUUUCUCAGAACUCGGGAGCCAUUGAUCGGAGGUCAGGGCAGAGAACACAAGGGUGAAAGACAAGAACAGAGAGAGCAGAGGGAUUAAAGAGGAGCGAGAGAGAAAACAGCACUGGGAAGGACUUCCAGGUCGUUACAACCAGACGGUAAAGGGGAGAAAGGUCAACACGGGAAAGUCCGGGAGGACUUUUAUCCUUCUUCUAGAUCUUCUUGGACAAAACCUGCCUUCAAUACAAACCUGGAGGCACUGUUUUCUUGUCUGGAACCCUUUUUUAGAGUUUGUGGGUAGUUGGAAGCCGGGGGACAGGGUGGGUCUGUGUAUGAUCCACUCACAGGGCUGCGUGUCUCAGAGAAUAUGGCCAUGGUGAGCGGGGGAUGGGGCAACCCCAACGGGGACACUAAUGGACUGGGGGAGAAGGCUUACCUACGGAGAGAGGAAGAGGAGGGCUCGCCUCAGGCCGGGAGCAGCGAUGUGGACGUCGGGGACGAGGACAAGUCCUGCGUGGUGGACUGUGUGGUGUGCGGAGACAAGUCCAGCGGGAAGCACUAUGGCGUGUUCACCUGCGAGGGCUGCAAGAGCUUCUUUAAGAGGAGCAUCAGACGAAACCUCAAUUACUCCUGCAGAUCAAAUCGAGAAUGCCAAAUUGACCAACAUCACCGCAACCAGUGCCAAUACUGUCGCCUGAAGAAAUGUUUCCGUGUGGGAAUGCGCAAAGAAGCAGUCCAGAGGGGACGAAUCCCUCCAUCUCACUCAGGUAUCAGUCCCAACUCCCUGGCAGGUGGGGUUGGAGGAGCAGGGCCCGGUCACAUUGGGGCGGACUACUUCAACGGGCAGCCGGUGUCAGAGCUCAUCUCCCAGCUCCUCCGGGCUGAGCCGUACCCCAGCAGCCGAUACGUGACCCCGUACGGUCAGGCACAGAUGCAGGCAUCUGCGAGCGGAGCCUCCGUCAUGGGCAUCGACAGCAUCUGUGAGCUGGCUGCCCGGCUUCUCUUCAGCACCAUUGAGUGGGCCAGAAACAUCCCAUACUUCCCAGAACUGCCAGUCUCAGAGCAGGUGGCGCUGCUGAGGCUGAGCUGGAGCGAGCUCUUCAUCCUGAACGCAGCUCAGUCUGCUCUGCCUCUACACAUGGCUCCUCUGCUGGCAGCUGCCGGGUUCCACUCAUCUCCCAUGUCUGCUGAGCGUGUGGUGUCCUUUAUGGAUCAGGUCAGGGUUUUUCAGGACCAGGUCGAGAAGCUGAACCGGCUGCAGGUGGACUCCGCCGAGUACAGCUGCCUAAAAGCCAUUGCACUCUUUUCACCUGAUGCUUGUGGUCUGACAGACCCGGCCCAUGUGGAGUCCCUGCAGGAGAAGGCCCAGGUCGCCCUAACAGAGUACGAGAGGUUGCAGUACCCAAACCAGCCUCAGCGCUUUGGCCGCUUACUGCUGCGCCUUCCAGCUCUGCGCGCCGUGCCAGCCAACCUCAUCUCUCAGCUCUUCUUCAUGCGACUGGUGGGCAAGACACCCAUUGAGACGCUGAUCCGAGACAUGCAGCUAUCAGGGAGCUCCAUCAGCUGGCCCUACGUACCAGGACAGUGAACCCUGGAGACUCCAGAGUAAGAUGGACUGAGAUCAGAUUUGGAGGAAUUAGAGCUCACAAAGAUUACAUACAAAGGACAAACUGAAUGUUAUGAAUACAAACUGGGAUCUCAGACGUUUAUGGUCUUUGUUUGUGAGUGCAGAGGUCAGCUUUUCCCACAUUAGUUCUGUAAAGUUUGGUGAAAGUCACACCAAAACGCUGCUUUCAGUGUGAACAUUUUUUUGUAUUUGUCUUUAUAUGUAUAUGUUUGCAGCACUUGUCAGUUUUGCUCUGACCUCCAUCUGAUCUCUCUCUGUCUCAUUCUGGACAAAAAACCCAAGGCUUUAAUUAAAAUGCAGACUCUAACAUGAGGCUAUGUGCCUGUACUACCUCCUCCCAUAUCACCCCUAAUGGGACUCAGUUUGAACCCAGGCUCUGUGUGUUUUCCCUCUGCUUUGUUUUUUUAAAAGCCAAAAUGACGCCAUAGCGGUGCAACUUUUACAGGCAGAGCUUUGUAUCUGUGACAUGUCACGCAGAUCGUACCUAAGUCGUGUCCUGUUUGAUAAAUGCGAUGAAAUAUCAACCUUUGUUACCAAAUGUAUUUGUGAAGACUGAAAGGUUUCACCUUGUACAGCAUUAAAACAAAGAAGAGGCAUGGGUAUUGUAUUGUAUAUUGUAUAUGAAGUAUUGUAUAUACAAGACAGUCUAUUUUGUAGGCUAUGUGAUGUACUUGAAGGAAUAGUUCAACAUUUUGGGAAAUACGCUUAUUAAAUCUUUUGCAGAGUUAGAUGAGACGAUCGAAUGCACUUACAUAUCUGUACGAUAAAUAUAAAGCUACAGUCAGCAGCUAGUUAGCUUAGCAUAAAGACUGGAAACAGGGAGAAACAGAUAGCCCGGCUCUGAUCAAAGGUAACAAAGUAAAUACCUCUCCAGUUCUCUAAUUAAGAUGUUGUCUCCUUUGUGUAAUCUGAACAAAAGCUGUGAAAACAACAUGUUUUACGGGGUUAUGUGCUGGACUAUUUAGUAACUUUCUGGAACUCCACUGGUUAGCCAGAUAUCCCUGUAAAAGAGAAAAUUGACAUUUCUGCACAUUGUUUUUUGUGCAGACACUAUAACUUGUUAAUUAGUAAGUAUUACAGGUGUUGGUAGGCGGAUUUUGUUACCAGGUUUGAGUCAGGUUAGCUCCCCGUUUCCAGUCUUUAUGCUAAGCUAAGCUAACCAGCUGCUGGUUCUAACUCCAUGUUCACUGUUCUCUCUGCAAGAAAGUGAAUAACAAUAUUUCCCCAAAAUGUUGAGCUAUUUCUUCAAUAUAGUUUCUUAUACAAUAAUGUUCCUGCGACAGGAAGUGGAGGUGAAAGUACUCACACACCCUGGCUCCUCAGACAGUCACAUCCCUCUCAAACAUUAUUACCUCAUGUUUUAUACAUCAAAGACAAAGAUUAUACAUUCAUGUGCUAAAGAUAAAUAUAAAGGGAUCAAUGUAUCUUUAUCAGAGACCGUAAACACUAAUUAAAUCCCCUAUAUACUUGUCUGUCCACCAGACUUUGGCCAAAAUAUAUUUGAAAAUGUUUUGAAAUGUAAUGUGUAAUGUAAGAAGACACCCAUAGUUUGACUUAAAGUAACCCUUCUGAAUUAUCUCUGCAAUCUGGGGAAGAAGAGGUAGUUUAUUCUUUCACAUUUGUGGUCCCCUUUUAAAAGCAAUGUGUUAAAACAUGGCCUAAAGUGGACAGAGGUCACUUUCAGUUAAUUAUUAUGUGUGUGCAAGGUACUCCAAGUGUUGUAAGUGUUGUAAAGGUUAUGGUGUUUGUUGGUACUGAGAUAAAAGGUACUAAGUCACAAUCACGAGCGUUAUUGCCAUGAAGUGCAGCUCAAUGUGACAAAUGUUUUUCUUGCCAAAUUAACUGACUGAAAGAAAAAGACAAUUGGGGGGACAAACUUGUUUUUGGUAUGACUUUUUGUAUUACUCAUCAUAAAAAGGAAACAAUAAUCUCUGAUGCUGAUAAACAACUUCAUCCACAGCUAUUCAUGCUGUCCUUGAAUCACGUUGUUAUUUGUUGGGAUGUAAAUGAUGUAAGUGAAUUGACUGUGUAGCUGUACUUUUAAAAGAAGUAUGUUUCUAUGACCAUGCCAAACCUAAAAAAUGCAAAACAAGUUAAUAUGACUGGUUAAUUUUGCAUUACGAGAAAUAAAAGUAUGCACAUUC